AUGGAUGAACAACGGUUAAUUGUAACAUCUGAAGAUUCGGAACCUAUAAGAAUCUCUGAAUUGGAUAAAUUGAAAUUGAAAAGAAGUGGUGUUAAAUUCAUCGAUAUAACGAAUCAUCAGUCAUGGUUUUGGUCAACCAAGAAAGAGAAAACUCCAGUUCCUGUUUAUAACUAUCCAACAAAUGUUUCAUACCCAAAAGAAGUUUCGAAUUUGAUUACAGAUAUUCAAUUGGAAAAUUUACAUGAUAAUUUAGCUAAUUUUUCAUCUUUCUACUCAAGAUAUUAUAAAUCUGAAAAUGGUUUGAAAAGUGCAUCCUGGUUAUUUGCCAAAUUGAAUGAAAUUGUUGCUAAUUCCAAAAAUAAUAUAACCGUUGAGAAGUUUUCACAUGAAUGGUUACAAUUUUCAAUUAUUGUUAGGAUUCCUGGUAAAAAAUCACCAGAAACUAGAGUUGUUGUUGGAUCUCAUCAAGAUUCUACAAAUCUAUUAUUUCCAAAUAUAAUGAAGGCACCAGGUGCAGAUGAUGAUGGUAGUGGUGUUACAACCAACUUAGAAGCUUUAAGAAUCCUUGUUGAAACUGGCUUUGAACCUGAUAAUACAAUUGAGUUCCAUUUUUACUCUGCAGAGGAAGGUGGUCUAUUAGGUUCUUUAGAUAUCUUUACUGAUUAUAAAUCUAAAGGUAAUAAAGUUGUUUCAGUUUUACAACAAGAUAUGACUGGAUACGUUCAAAAAACAUUGGAUAAUGGUGAAAAAGAACACGUUGGUGUUAUCACAGAUUAUGUUUCUGCCCCAUUCACUGAAUUUGUCAAGUUGAUUAUUGAUUCCUAUUUAUCAAUUCCUUAUAUUGAAACAAAAUGUGGGUAUGCAUGUAGUGAUCAUGCUAGUGCUUUACAAAACGGAUAUCCUUCAAGUUUUGUCAUUGAAAGUGAUUUCAAGUACACUAAUCCUUAUAUUCAUUCAACAACUGAUACCUUGGAUAGAUUAAGUUUCCAUCAUAUUGCUGAAUUUACUAAAUUAGUUUUGGGCUACACCUAUGAAUUAGGUUUCCACAAGUUUGAGGAAGUUAAUUGA
Hansenula anomala is the source of this 1068-nucleotide messenger RNA. RefSeq names its product putative aminopeptidase. Gene Ontology annotation, biological process: proteolysis. NCBI's taxonomy places the organism in Eukaryota, Fungi, Ascomycota, Saccharomycetes, Phaffomycetales, Wickerhamomycetaceae. The transcript has a single exon. The record is from RefSeq and is a predicted model, not a curated record. Gene Ontology annotation, molecular function: metalloexopeptidase activity. Bases 1 to 1068 code for a protein of 355 amino acids.